This is a messenger RNA of Apiotrichum porosum, 339 nucleotides long. RefSeq lists its product as uncharacterized. The transcript is spliced from 2 exons. NCBI's taxonomy places the organism in Eukaryota, Fungi, Basidiomycota, Tremellomycetes, Trichosporonales, Trichosporonaceae. The record is from RefSeq and is a predicted model, not a curated record. Bases 1 to 339 code for a protein of 112 amino acids.
AUGCAACCUGACCAGGUGCGGUACCCAAACUCGAAACUUGCCAACACAAUCUUCUCGUGCGCGCUUGCCAGCCGGGCCACCGCUUCGGGCAAGCAGUGGGCUGUCAACAUUUUUGAUCCGGGGUGGCAGGGAGUUACGACAUCGACCACGCUCCUGUCGGGCCAGGGACUUGCUGAGCUGGUCACCGACCCCAAGUACGCCAACGAGACUGGCAAGAUGAUCCGUAUCCAGACGGAGAUCCAGCCCAGCAAGCAGGCCAUAGACCCCGAUGUCCAGGACGAUCUUUGGAACUGGACUGUCAAGUUCCUCAAGCUGUCUCCCAAGCAGGCGGAUGUUUAA